AUGAACUCUAUGCGUUUUGCUCGCGCCGCUCUGCGGGUUCGUCCUACGGCUUUGAAAACUCCUGUUUUGCGCAGAGGGUAUGCUGAGGCUGUUGCGGAGAAGAUUAAGUUGAGCUUGGCUUUGCCUCAUCAGUCUGUUUACAGAUCCCAAGAUGUCGUCCAAGUCAACAUCCCCGCCGAAUCCGGUGAAAUGGGUAUCCUCGCCAACCACGUCCCAUCGAUCGAACAAUUGAAGCCAGGUCUCGUUGAGGUUAUUGAGGAGAGUGGUGGAAGCAAGCAAUUCUUCCUUUCCGGAGGAUUCGCAGUCGUUCAACCAAACUCUUCAUUAAGCAUCAACGCAGUCGAGGGAUUCCCAUUGGAGGAUUUCAGCGCAGAUGCAGUUAGGUCACAAAUUGCUGAGGCUCAGAAGAUUGUUGGAGGAAGUGGAAGUGAGCAAGAUAUCGCUGAGGCUAAGAUUGAGUUGGAGGUUUUGGAGACCUUGCAAGCACACCUCAAGUAG
Molecule: messenger RNA, 498 nt
Organism: Botrytis deweyae
Lineage: Eukaryota; Fungi; Ascomycota; Leotiomycetes; Helotiales; Sclerotiniaceae
Exons: 5
Coding region: 1-498 (165 amino acids)
Biological process (GO): proton motive force-driven ATP synthesis
Molecular function (GO): proton-transporting ATP synthase activity, rotational mechanism
Source: RefSeq, a predicted model, not a curated record